UGGGUCCGUUAAUAGAAAGCGUGUGAGGAUCGCGUCGGCUCGGUUUCUGUCUGACUCUCAGCAUUAUUCAGGCCGCACGAGCAGAAUUCACGCAUCCGGCAGUUUGGAGGAGACUACGUUUCCCAUCAGCCCCGCGGGGCGCAUCGAUUUUCAUUUUUUCGGUGGCCUUUUUUUUGUUGUUGCAGGUUUGCAGCUGGAGCAGCUGGAUGAACCGCGACUGCGCAGCAGCCUUGUCUCUCUGAGGGGAACACCUAGUGAUUGUUAAACGGACCGAAGACCCGCGCGCUAUUUUACAUACACGAAUUCUAAUUGAAAGUGUUUUUCAUUUAUUCUUUUUCCUAUUUGUACCUUGUUGUGGGAGCAGCCUUUAAAGCACAACUUCGGCUGACUGGGAGGGUCAUUUCUAAAUCUCUGUCCGGACGGAGCGGACUGUAAACUCAGCACAUCACACUGUUGGACCGACGAGCCUUCAGUGCCAACGCCUUCCCCCCUCUCUCUCCCCCCUCUCUCCCUCUCUCCCCCCUCUCUCUCUCUCUCUCUCUCUCUCUCUCUCUCUCUCUCUCUCUCUGGGAAACUUCAGCUCGCACUGGACUCCGCUUCUUUCUUUCUUUUCUUUUGUUUUUUUUAACGACGUUUGCCUUCAACUCAUGAGCUGCUGAACAAGCCGAGCCCGAAGAAGAAGCGGACACGGUGAAAAUGGGCUGCACGAUCAGCGCCGAGGACAAAGCCGCGGUGGAGAGGAGUAAAAUGAUUGACAAAAACCUGCGGGACGACAGGGAGAAGUCCUCCAGGGAAGUGAAACUCCUUCUGCUUGGUGCUGGUGAAUCUGGGAAAAGCACAAUAGUGAAGCAGAUGAAAAUCAUUCAUGAAGACGGCUACACAGAAGAGGAGUGCAAGCAGUACAAAGUGGUGGUGUACAGCAACACCAUCCAGUCCAUCAUGGCCGUCAUCCGGGCGAUGGGACGCUUAAAGAUAGAUUUUGGGGACGCGGCGCGGACGGACGAUGCCCGCCAGCUGUUCGUGCUGGCGAGCUCGGCAGAGGAAGGAGCGAUGUCGGCAGAGCUGACCGGCGUGAUCCAGAGGCUUUGGGGCGACGCCGGAGUGCAGGCGUGCUUCGAUCGGUCAAGAGAGUAUCAGCUCAACGACUCAGCCGCAUACUACCUGAACGACUUGGACAGGAUCUGUCAGCCGAGCUACGUCCCGACUCAGCAGGAUGUGCUACGCACGCGUGUGAAAACCACUGGCAUCGUGGAAACUCACUUCACCUUCAAAGAUCUCUAUUUCAAGAUGUUUGAUGUCGGGGGUCAGCGCUCCGAGAGGAAGAAGUGGAUCCAUUGUUUUGAGGGAGUCACAUCAAUCAUUUUUUGCGUAGCGCUCAGUGACUAUGACCUUGUGUUGGCUGAGGAUGAGGAGAUGAACCGGAUGCAUGAGAGCAUGAAGCUCUUUGACUCCAUCUGCAACAACAAGUGGUUCACGCUCACGUCCAUCAUCCUCUUCCUCAACAAGAAGGACUUGUUUGAAGAGAAGAUCGGCAGGAGUCCGCUCACCAUCUGCUACCCCCAAUACCCCGGUGGGAACUCAUACGACGAGACCUCCGGUUACAUCCAGUACCAGUUUGAGGAUUUAAACAAGCGAAAGGACACCAAGGAGAUCUACACCCACUUCACUUGUGCCACAGACACCAAGAACGUGCAGUUUGUGUUUGACGCUGUCACCGAUGUCAUCAUCAAGAUCAACCUGCGGGAGAUCGGGCUCUACUGAAGCUUGAGGCCGUGCAGGUGUCGGGAGCAGAAUCUGGACUUGUGUGUCUUUUUUGCAGAGGGCAAGUAGGUGUUACUUAAGGACUGAGCUGAACGCCGCACCUGAAUGCAGACUUGAUUCUACAAUUAUUGUCUCAAUAGAUGUCACCACGCAGAGCACACAGGGGGAAAGUGAUAAUUGGGGGACGGUUGUGAAACAGUAUCCGGUGUCGUAUUUAAGACCAUUCCAUCAGGAGGGGGGGAGGUGUGGG
Messenger RNA from Gasterosteus aculeatus aculeatus (three-spined stickleback), 2011 nucleotides. RefSeq names its product guanine nucleotide binding protein (G protein), alpha inhibiting activity polypeptide 3 (gene gnai3). Gene Ontology annotation, molecular function: G protein-coupled receptor binding; G-protein beta/gamma-subunit complex binding; GTP binding. Gene Ontology annotation, cellular component: cytoplasm; heterotrimeric G-protein complex. Gene Ontology annotation, biological process: G protein-coupled dopamine receptor signaling pathway; adenylate cyclase-modulating G protein-coupled receptor signaling pathway. The record is from RefSeq and is a predicted model, not a curated record. NCBI's taxonomy places the organism in Eukaryota, Metazoa, Chordata, Actinopteri, Perciformes, Gasterosteidae.